AAACGUUGUACUAUUAUUGCUAUAGUCAAGCUCAAAGAGUUAAUAGUUUGAUGAAAACAGCUGAUUGCGUGCAAAGGACUUAUAAACCAUGCAUACGUUGUGCGCCAUACUAAUGACGGAUUGCACGUGCGUGUAUGCAAUGAGUAUGGAGAAUCAGCGUCAUUUGCGUGGGUGGGAUUGUGCGUGGUUGAAGAUUCACGGACGGUCGAACGGAUCGUGGAUGAUCCAGCUCGAUUGUUACCGCCUGAGUUGCUUUAACGCUCGCGACAUGUGCACGCGUAAAUGGCAUUGCUUUCCAACGCCAUGCAUCCUUCCGUUCUCGGCAAAACACAACAUUUCGAAAGAGUGAACGCGUAACAUACUAACGUGUGUUAAAAUCUCAAUGGUUACGUCGUAAUUCCAGGUUCGCGGUCGUCUCGAAUCGGUUGAUCGAGUGCCAGCAUCGAGAACGACGUUAGUGCUGCGGCUCACUUCCGGUCUUCAGUACCGGCUAAACGAAACUGCGACCGAACGAACGAUUAUAUCAAGAACAUUUUAAACGAAUUAUAGAAUUUUUCGAAGAUUUUUUAAAUUCGAAGUAAUUUCUCCCGAAUAUUUUCAUCAUUUGCGAUGCGUUUUAACGAAGUGUAAUUACGGUUGGUGAAGUUCAACGGUUUUCAACGAUAAAUUUAUUUGAAUAAUCGGCGACGAAGAUGGUGCGCGUUGCACGUUUGUCUCACACAAAAGAAGAAGCGACAAAGAUGAGGGAUGCGGUUCCGCAGAAAGCAAAUAACAACGGUAACAAUACUACUACUAAUAAUAACAACAAUAACGUAACCACUUUGAAAAGUAAACCAUCUUUGGAGAUUUAUCGACCUCCAGGUGGAAGAACGGAAGGAACCACGGCAAACUCGACUAAUCCACGUUUGAACGUACAUGCCAAGGAGUUCACUAUGAAGCAGAACGAUUCGCAUCCUUCUAAGUCUCGGACGAAUGCUUCAGAGCGAUCUCCGUAUUAUCUGCAGCACAGUAAAUCGAGUGGCAACGUGCAUCGAUACCUUUACGCUCAGCAACAACAACAGAUACAACAUGCUCUUCAACAGCAACAUCAUCAAACGACUCGUCAUCUCCCAAGCGGUCAUCAUUCAGCGAGUUCAGCGCUGCGACAGUCUCAUCCGCUUGAUACUUCGGCAUCCAGCGGGAAUAUUCUACAUGGCUCGGGCAGGGUCCACUUCAAUAUGGAUCAGAACGAAGUCAAAUCGAACCCAGCGAAACCCGGCAGGCUCACGAAAUCGUUAUCAUUCGUCUCUACUUAUGGUCUGAAACGAUCGAAAAGCUUGAAUGCAGCCGACGUGUUAGCUGCAAAGGCGGUGAAUAUUUCAGAUGCUUCUGAAUUAGGAAAAUUCCCCGCCGCUAUUCAAGACACGCUUUUAAAAGCUAUCGAAGAUCCAAAUGUGUUGAAUGCACGUAGUUUAAUGGAGCUGGUGCGACACAUCUUGGAAAGGGUCGUUGAGAAUCGCAAAUAUGCAGAACCUGCGGCAAAAAUUUGCAUUACGAUCAUAGAGAAAGAAAGUAAGGAGACCUUCCUGGAGUCCUUGUUGAACACGUGUCAACAAUGGUAUCAGGAUCGCGCCAAAGUGCUCUAUGAUGGAUCUAGUUAUCAUCGUUAUUCUGCCUUCAUGACGUUUUUAAACGAGAUGUAUUGUCAGUUGAAGCGAAGGCAGCUCCAAUUGAAGACACAACAGGAGGGUGUUCCACCUGGACGCGUACUUCUCACGUUACUUUGGAAGUGUUGUCAAGAUUGUUUGCAGCCUCCGGUUGUAAAUUCCUUGGCAGAGACGGAUUGCCUGUUUUUCAUCCUGACAUGCAUCGGCAAAGAUCUGGAUACCGAAUUGCCAGCUCAGUUGCAGCAACUGCUGGGAAGUUUGAGGGACGCCUUCCUUGCUGAAGAAACGAUCUUACCAUCGGUCAGAAAGACCCUUCUGCAACUGAUCGAACUCCACGCCGCGCACUGGCAGCUUCCAGCACCAGCGGUGGUUUAUUACUACCCUGGAUCUACCUCUAAAUGAUCUUCCACCUUUUCGAAUCCUCCGUCCACUCGUCGGUCCCGUGCGUGUGCGUUAAGUGGGUGUAAGCACGUUAAUGGAAUGGUUUGCACUUGAAUACGCAUAGAAUGUGUGUGUCAUGCGAAUUAAAAAUGAAACGACCACUGUCGGUGACGACUACGGGUGUAAAGGAGUCGCCAAAGGCAAUCGCCCGGAGCAACGUCGCUCGUGCGUUGGUUUUAUGCGCCUGACUGUCGUGCAAACGUUAAUUUAUACUGAUAUAUCCUUCGCGUGGAAUGUACCUGUGCAACGUUUUGUUCUAAAAACACCGUAGCCGCUUAAACUAAUUAGAGGAUUGAGUAUUCCGACUGGAAAGAAGGAGCUAUUGAAAGUUCUACAAGAAAUACUAAAUCACUUUAACAUUUAAUACCACAGAAUUUACCUUGAAAGCUUAGUUUUUACGACGGACAAUCCUCUAAUCACUUUGAGUAGAGUAUUUAGUACACAUUUGUCUUUCUGUUCAUAAGUUAAUAUUAGAACAUCCGUUUCACUUCAUUGAUACGAUUGAACGUUCACGUUACGCGUGUAAUAAACGUGUCUUCGAAUUAUAAUCCGGGAAGAUGCUUUUCGCGAUGAGUCAGCUGGAUCUAAUCUCGCCGUUGCAACGAAGAAUAAUCGUGUCUCGCGUGAAUUAUAAAAAACGGAGAUUUACGACGAUCGUUAUUGCGCUACUUCGCGAGGAAUGACAUUGAUGUUCUCCUGGGAAUUCGUAACUAAUCGAGUCAAUGCUGGAAGCUGCGCAUCUGCCGUGUCAAGUUAGAAAUUGUCUUGUUAGUAAGGCAUUGGGUUAAGAAAUCGGGACACUCGAAACUGGCACGUCGUUUGGCUGAAUUACAGCGCGAGGACCCAGAGUGUGAGAGCUGGUUCGAACGACGAGCGGAGAUCGCAGGUUCACGGUUAAAAGUGGACAUUGAAACGCGGACGUGUGUGCGUGUAUCCGAGCGACGAAUGAUUGGGACGGAGCAGAUAUUUGCAUAGAGAGUACGUGGUAGUUGCAGAAGAUCACGAAUCGCGAAUUUUCCUCGACUUUUUCCGUAAAUACGAUGGUAUCGAGUACGCCUUGGUACAAUAUAGGCUUCCUUUGAAGAGAAUGCGUAGGAGUAGAUUAGGGUCUUUUAGAAUUUUCUUAGGUACUUAUGUUAGGAUCCUCGGAGUCUGUAUAGACUCUUUCUAGGAUGCUCUAGAUACUCGUAGCGACCCAAAGACCUUUGCAGGUUUUUCUUAAAAUCGUCUCAGGUUCUUUCUACAAUUUCCUUUGAAUAUUCCUAAUAUCCUCGUCCUCCUAGGUGUCGGAAAACUCCAUUCUCUUCAUUUAUCUUUAAUCAAAGGAAGACUAUGAUGCACCCAAAGAUGUACAAACUAAAAACGAAUCGAAUGAAAGCAUGAGUGAACAUAGUAAAACGAUACACUUAAAGAAAACGACCCUUAUGUGGAACGAUCUGAACAAUCACGUCGAUGAUCCAUACAAUUGUUCCUAUUGAGUACAUGGAGUAAGCGAUGGAUAAUGUGAUUUGACGUCGUUGUACCUUCUGGUAUUGUGCCCUAGGUGCAUACUCAAUUUUCUGUAUGUAAAUAUGGACCACGAUAUUCGAACACGAUAGCGAAUGACUUACAUUGAAAUACAGGUGCUAGAAUUUUCUUUUA
Molecule: messenger RNA, 3728 nt
Organism: Megachile rotundata (alfalfa leafcutting bee)
Lineage: Eukaryota; Metazoa; Arthropoda; Insecta; Hymenoptera; Megachilidae
Biological process (GO): regulation of translational initiation
Cellular component (GO): cytosol
Molecular function (GO): protein binding; translation activator activity; RNA binding
Source: RefSeq, a predicted model, not a curated record